Messenger RNA from Aspergillus glaucus CBS 516.65, 1884 nucleotides. RefSeq names its product putative PHD and RING finger domain protein. The transcript is spliced from 2 exons. The coding region runs from base 1 to 1884 and encodes 627 amino acids. The record is from RefSeq and is a predicted model, not a curated record. Lineage: Eukaryota; Fungi; Ascomycota; Eurotiomycetes; Eurotiales; Aspergillaceae.
AUGUCCGACACCUGUAUUGUCUGUUUAGGAGACCUUGGCGAAAGCGCCAGCAGCGAUCCUCGUACUAUCACCCCAGAACCCGUGCCAAGACCUGAUCUCGAAGGGAAGGACAAUUCCAACGAUGUGAUCAAGGCGGACAAUGUUGGCGAUGGUAUUGAGGAUCCUGGUCUGAUCGCCCAGUUGCUCCCUUGCGGGCAUAUCCUGCACAACAACUGUUUGAAGCCGUGGGUUGAACGUGCCAACAGUUGUCCGAUAUGUCGUCGCAGCUUCAAUGUCGUGCAGUUGAGUGACCGUCCUGGAGGUUCCGUGCAAUCCUCCUACGCGGUCGAGGACCGAGUCCAAGUCCCCGAAAUCGAUCCCUCGAUGAUUGUCGAUUAUGUCGACGACGACGUUGCAGACUUCCAGCCUUGUCCGGUCUGUGGAGACUCUGAUAAUGAGGAGCUGUUGCUUCUCUGCGAUUGCUGCGAUGUCCCUUCCCACACCUACUGUGUCGGGCUCGAUGCCGUACCGUCGACCCCGUGGUUCUGCAAUCAGUGUGAAGAACAGGGCACUGUCGGUGUUUUUGCUGAUUCGUCAGUAAUAUCGCCACGAGGACAGGACAGUCGAGGUCGUCGCACGAGGGCACAACUCCGGAGACUGCAGACCAGGAACCACAUGAACUCCCUUCACUGGGCCCGCGUGUGGCAGUCCGUCUGGGAUCAUCUCAACUUGGACCUCGAUUUCCCGUUUGAUGAUGACAGAGCUGCACAGCGUGCUCUACAACAACAGCGAAGGGAGGAGGCCAACCAACGAGAGUUUCGAGCAUGGCAGCGUCGGUUCGAGGUUGCAGAACAUCAAGGUGGUAGCCACCGGUUUAGAGACACUGCUGCUCUUCUCGAUAUCGAUGCUCCCCGGCCUUCUCGACCCCGCGCGCCCCGAGAGCCUACACCUGAACCCGAGUCUUUGGAGGAGAUGAGGGCGUGGAAUGCUUUCGAACGCGCCCGCGAGAUUGAAAACGAUCCAAGUGCGGCGAGGAAGCGAAAAGAGCCUACGCUGUCUCCUUCACCUGAACCCACUGAACCCGAACGGAAACUCAAACGUCCACGCACCCGUAGACCACAAGAGUUGGCCGCCUUGGCGUCGCAAAAUGGCGAGUCUUCGAGAGCUGCCGGUGCGCAAGCAUCUGCCCGAAUCAACGCCGAGUCUUCAAACGAACCCAGUUUCCUACAAUCACUUCUGAAGGAGGUUGAUGAAGCCUCCACUCCAGGCGGUAGUACUAUCUCUUAUGGACCGUUUGGUCAGGUCACAAACGUCGAUCAUGCCACAUCCGGACCAUCAUCACCAUCCCUUUCACCUGCCCCCUCCAACCAGUCAUCCCCUUGUUUAUCCACCACCAGCCCACCGCCAUAUACCCGGAGCCGGCCCAUAUCGCCGCUCCAACUCUCAUCCCCCGCUGACCCUUCAUCUCCACCAUUCUCGCCGGAUGUCUCCCCAUCCACUUCCAGAAACAAUGAUCUACCCGAGCCGACUCCGUCUCGCACAGAUGCUGGCCGAUCCCGGUCGCGGAUACCACGAGCAGCGCAGGAAUUACUGAAAGCACGAUCGCUAAGCAAUUCCCCAACUCGGUCCGGCCCAUCCAUGGGUGUGAAGUCGGACAUCCAGAGGCUUGUGGGAAAGGCACUGAAACCAUACUAUCGCCGGGACUACGUUUCGAAGGAUGAAUAUACGGACAUCAAUCGAUCUAUCUCGCGAAUGUUGUACGAACGAGCGGGUGAUUCAGAAGCCCUCGAAGACGACGCGAAAGCGGACCUUGCAACCGUUGCGAAAGAAGAAGUGCAAAAAGCGAUUUCCUCCUUGAGGAAGCAGAAGCAGAAGGACGAAUCUAGUGCGGAUGGUAGUUCAUGA